Molecule: messenger RNA, 4695 nt
Organism: Capronia coronata CBS 617.96
Lineage: Eukaryota; Fungi; Ascomycota; Eurotiomycetes; Chaetothyriales; Herpotrichiellaceae
Exons: 4
Coding region: 1-4695 (1564 amino acids)
Biological process (GO): chromatin remodeling; negative regulation of transcription by RNA polymerase II
Cellular component (GO): chromatin; nucleus
Molecular function (GO): ATP binding; histone binding; ATP-dependent chromatin remodeler activity
Source: RefSeq, a predicted model, not a curated record
AUGGACCCUAUCAUCGAUCUGAGUUCUUGGAUGGGCAAACCUCCCGAGAACCCCAACCCUUCAGGCGAGCAAGAUGAACAAGCGCACAGCGACGAUUCUGGCUCUCAUACACAAACUGCCUCUUCGGUGCCUGAUGGCUCGGAUAGCGACGGCGAUAUCCUACACGAUGACCAAGACAGCCCCAAGGGGCAGAGCCGAGUGACGAUUAGACUCGGGCGACGACCAUCGUCGCCAUCUGAGACGGAGAAUGGCCCGGCACCCGGAGUUGCUCCAAGUCUGCGACAGUCCUUCUACGUCGAAGUACCUAAGCUGCCGGAUGAGGACAAGCAGGAGUACGAAUACCUGCCGGGGCAUUUCUCGGUACAGAGGAUCCUGUCUAAGAGCAAGAAAGGCAGAUACUUGGUCAAGUUGGAUAGCGGCGAGGUUGAUCUUGUGUCUUCCCGUGAAUUGCUUGACCUUGAGAACGGAUCAUUGGCUCUUGAAAAGUUCAAAUCAAAUUCAUCCUCAAAUCGAGACAGGCGAGACUCCCAGAAGCCAGGCUUCACAGGCAUGGUUGAUUGGAAUACCGUCGAGUUGUCAGGUUCGGACGAAAAACUGCCAGCUUCACGACCUCGGCACAAAGCUGAGGAGAGCGACGUGUCAGAGGAUGAGCUGGCAGCUGAGUCGUCCGAUGAGGAUGAGGAUGAAGAUGAAGAUGAAGAGGUGACAGAUGGGCCUCAAGCUAAGGGAAGACGGUCCGCGCGCCUCACUAAGAAGAAAAAGACAAAUUACUUCAAACAAGACUUAAUCGAGAUCGACGACGACGAUGACUCUGCUUCACAACCCCGCCGCAGAAGCACACGGCGCACUACUAGACUGCAGCCGACAAGAGGUGGGUCGCCAUCCCUGAGAUCUACCAGAUCAAAAGCCUACGAUUCCUUGCCUGAGCCUGAGAUGCUCACUCGUCGAUCUGUAAGAAACGGGUCCAAGCCACGACGGAGUAUGCGCGAGCGGCAAGAAGAUGACAUAUCGAGCUACGAAGAGGAGAAAGCAGGACCAAAAAUUGUCGGUACGAAGGAGUACUUUGCUCGAGUCCCCGAACAAGACCCUUUCAGAAGACGUCACCGGCAGGAGUGCGACAUCUGCUAUUUCAAGGGAGACGAUGCCGGCAAAGGACCACUGGUUUUCUGUCAGGGAUGCACAAACUCAUAUCACAAGGCGUGCUUGGGCCCUAGAGGCAGCCGAGAUCACCUGGUCACGAAAGUGGGCGACAGCCUCUUUGUCCUACAAUGUAGGCGAUGCAUCGGACUCGCUCAUGACCGGGACAAGCGGGCACCGCACCAUGGUGUCUGCGUUGGCUGCAAUAUUCUAGGUGAACUGUCGAAGCCCCUCCGCAACCGUCUGACCACACGUCAAGAGCAAGCGCAAAGAGAAGAAAAUGGAGGAACCGAUCCAAUCACAAUUGUUGAGCCGAAGCUCAUCAACAAUGUUGCCCAUGUUCUGUUUAGAUGUGCUCAGUGUUUCCGCGCCUGGCAUAUGCAUCAUCUUCCAGCACGACAAACGGCCGAUUCAUCUUUGGAUGACGAGGAGGAAGAUCUGGAUGAAGCGGAACUGGCGCAAAAGCGUUUCGAGCAUUAUCACCGAUCCUGGAUGUGUAAGGAUUGUAUUGAGCACCAGAAUCAAAUCGACGUUCUGGUCGCCUGGCGCCCCGUUGACCUCGAGGCCUACGUUCCCGGCACGACCGUCGAGCAAAUGGAAGAGCACGAGAAGGAGUACUUGGUCAAGUGGAAAGCUCAGUCUUACUUUCGCACCAACUGGAUGCCGGGGGCCUGGGUCUGGGGAACUGCAGCAAGCAGUAUGCGCCUAGCUUUUUUCAAGAAGCUUGAUAACCAGCUUCCCAAGAUGACCACAGCAGACGCUUUACCCGAGGAAGUCUUCCGCGUCGAUAUCGUGUUCGACGUACGAUAUACGAGUGUCGUCAGAAAUAGCACCAAGGAGAUCGAUCUUGCUCGUGUCAAGGAAGUGGAUAUGGCGUACGUCAAGUAUAAAGGACUUGGAUACGAAGACGCCAUCUGGGAGAAGCCGCCUCCUUAUACCGAUACCGAACGCUGGAACGACUUUAAGGAAGCGUAUGAAGACUACGUCAAGAAACUACACCUGUCAAUACCUCCUCAAGCCUCGUUAAGACGACACUUACAGCACAUCCAAGCACAAGAUUUCGAGUCGAACCUGAUCAAGAAGACUCAACCGUCGAUCAUGAGUGGAGGUGAACUGAUGCUGUAUCAACUCGAAGGGUUGAAUUGGCUGAUGUAUCAGUGGUUCUCGAAUCAAAAUGCCAUCCUCGCCGACGAAAUGGGUUUGGGCAAAACGAUACAGCUGGUUGCCUUCUUUGCCACCCUGGUUCAGGACCAUAAAUGCUGGCCUUUCCUCGUGGUCGUCCCAAACUCGACUGUUCCGAAUUGGCGUCGGGAGAUCAAGAAAUGGGCUCCGUCUCUCAGAGUCGUGACCUACUUCGGUUCGUCUACGGCGCGAAAGCUCAUUCACGACUAUGAACUAUUCCCGAAAUUGAAGGACGACGAGUCCCAUCACCAACAGAAGAAGAGCCGCUCAGAGGUCCGGGACAUCAAAGCUCACAUCGUCGUCACGUCUUAUGAGUCCAUUACCGAAGAGAAAACCCGGCUGAGCUUGAUGAAGAUCCCAUGGCAAGGUCUUUUUGUCGAUGAAGGACAACGUUUGAAAAGUGAUCGAUCUCAGAUUUAUGAUAUCUUGUCCAAGUUCAAGUUUCCGUUCAAAGUCCUGUUGACCGGGACUCCACUGCAGAACAACGCCCGUGAGCUGUUCAACCUGCUGCAAUUCUUGGACAAGACCAUGGUUGCUGCAGACCUCGAGGCGAAAUAUGCCAGUUUGACACAAGACAAUGUGCCUGAGCUGCAUCAGACCCUGCGCAAGUUCUUCCUGCGACGCACUAAAGCGCAGGUCUUGACGUUUCUCCCGCCCAUGGCUCAAGUCAUCAUCCCGGUCAGCAUGUCGACUGUCCAGAAGAAGGUGUACAAAUCGAUACUGGCCCGGAACCCUCAGCUCAUGAAGUCCAUCUUCAGUCAGGACCGGGCAGUGGCUAGCAAGGAACGAAUGAACCUGAACAAUAUCCUGAUGCAGUUACGAAAGACGCUGUGUCACCCCUUUGUCUACAGCCGGGACAUUGAAGAGAGAGGUGUUGAUCCUACAGUGGCUUUCAACAACCUGGUACAGGCUUCAGGAAAGUUGCAGUUGCUAUCGAUUAUGCUUCCCAAACUGCAGGAAAGAGGCCACCGAGUCCUCAUGUUUAGCCAAUUUUUGGACAAUCUGGAUGUUGUGGAAGAUUUCCUGGACGGGCUCGGCUUACAACACCGUCGGCUUGAUGGCAACAUCUCCUCUGUCGAGAAACAGAAGCGAAUCGAUGAGUUCAACGCACCGAACUCGCCAUAUUUUGCCUUCUUACUCUCCACCCGAGCUGGCGGGGUCGGAAUCAAUCUCGCGACGGCCGACACAGUCAUCAUUCUGGAUCCAGACUUCAAUCCGCACCAGGACAUUCAAGCACUGUCACGAGCUCAUCGGAUCGGUCAGAAGAACAAAGUGUUGGUGUUCCAGUUGAUGACUCGGAACAGCGCAGAAGAAAAGAUCAUGCAGAUCGGACGCAAGAAGAUGGCAUUGGAUCACGUGCUCAUCGAACGCAUGGACAAAGACGACGACGCUGGCGAGGACCUCGAGUCUAUUCUGAAGCAUGGCGCUCAGGCCCUCUUCGAGGACGAAUCAGGAGCCGACGACAUCGUCUACGAUUCGACCUCAGUGGACCGUCUGUUAGAUCGCUCGCAGAUUGAGAACACCAAGAUAAGUGAAGAGAAAUCCGCCGAAUCCCAGUUCAGCUUUGCGCGUGUCUGGCAGAACGACAAGGCUGCCUUAGAAGACGAGAUCACUGCAGAGACUGUCUCCAACACGCCCAACCCGGGGAUAUGGGAUAAGAUUCUCGCGGAGCGGGAACGCAUGUUUGCUGAGGAGCAGGCCCGGAAAGCUGAGGCUUUUGGCAGAGGAAAACGCAGACGACAGACUGUGGACUACGCCUUGGAGGAUGAUGGCGAGAAGCAUCGGCCAUCCAGCAAAGGUAGAGCUGGUUCUCACCGACCUGGUCCCCAUGAUGACGACUACCAAGCACCCGUGGAAGAAUCACACGAUGAUGAAAUCAGCUCGGAAUCCGACGCGAAACCCAAUCGCACGGUACAAGCCCGGCCGUUCAAACGAGUUCGAGUCCCGCUCGGGCCAGCACCACAUUUCAAUGGCGAUGCCCAGUUCGAUUUUGGCCCGGUCUGUCACAUGCCGCCCACCCAUCUCUGUUCGGCCUGCGGAGAAGAGCAUCCCAUGGGUUGGUGUCGUCUCAAGCUGGCAGGACUGGAAUAUUGCGGGCUCUGUGGUCUUGCACAUUUGGGCCAUGGGAGAACUUGUCCCCAUCUCAACGACGAGGCUCAAGUGGCCACCAUGAUCCAAACACUCAAAGAAAGCACCGAGGGCAGGGAGGUCGUUGAACACGCCCUCAAAUAUCUGCGCAUGGUACGCGGUGACCUUCUCAGUCGGAAGCGAGCUCGAGAGCGGAAGGAGCUGGAGGCUCUUGAGAAACAACGACGGCAACAACAAUCACAUCAACAACCUCCUCCUCCAAUGCGGAGGACUAUGUACGAACCUUGA